CCGCCCCUGAAUGGCUCUGUGGAUGCCGGUGGCGGCAAUCGUGUAAGGCGGGUUCGCGCUGAGGAAAGCUUUGCGCCACGGGCCGAGUUUCUUUUGCCGCCCGCUUUCCUCUCCGCCCCCCCCGCACCUCUGCUGGGCCUGAGGGCCUCGCAGAGGGAGGAGGAGGGCAGGGCCUGAUGGCGGCCGACGUGGAUUCGUCUCUGGAGCUGAGCCUAUCCAACAGCUACGCGGGGCCCGGGUCUUUGCGGUCCGCGCGCUCCCGCAUUUUCAAGAUUAUCGUGAUCGGGGACUCCAACGUAGGGAAGACAUGCCUCACCUACCGCUUCUGCGCGGGGCGCUUCCCCGAGCGCACCGAAGCGACUAUCGGGGUGGACUUCCGCGAGCGAGCCGUCGAUAUCGGCGACGAGAGAAUCAAGAUCCAGCUCUGGGAUACUGCAGGACAGGAACGUUUUAGGAAGAGCAUGGUGCAGCAUUAUUACAGGAACGUACAUGCAGUUGUGUUUGUAUAUGAUAUGACAAAUAUUGCUAGCUUUCACAGUAUGCCACUGUGGAUUGAAGAGUGCAAGCAACACUUGCUCACCAGUGAAAUACCCCGGAUUUUGGUUGGAAACAAAUGCGAUCUAAGGAAUGUGAUUCAGGUGCCUACAGAUGUGGCUCAGAAAUUUGCUGACACUCAUGGUAUGCCACUGUUUGAAACUUCUGCUAAAAACCCAAAUGACAAUGAUCAUGUGGAAGCCAUAUUUAUGACAUUGGCUCAUAAGCUAAAGAGCCACAAACCACUCAUGCUUAGUCAGUUACCAGAAAAUACAAUUCACUUGAAACCAGCAUCAAAACCUACUAUGACAUGUUGGUGUUAACUUACAGUAUAUUUGCAUUCAACAUUGUAUUAUUCUCUUUGCCAGUGCUUUAAGAAUCUGCAAUGUUUUGAUUUAAUAAGAAUUAUCUUCUGUGCAUUUUAUUCAGUCGUUUUAUAUGUAGACAUUUAGUAUGUGCACUUGGUAAGCUGUAGCAUCUAAGUAAUGAUAAUAUUUAGGGAAUUAUUUUUGUUUUUAGGGAAUUUUUUAAUUUGUACAAAUAGAUUGUUUUACAGAAAAACUGGUCUCUUAAUUUUGAAAGCUUUUCUCCAGUAAAUGUGGAUAUUUUAAAUGUAUUAAGUCAGAUCUCUGCCUUUAUUGCUCAGUGUAAGAAUACUAUUUUUCUAUGGAGGCCCAAAAAUCAUUUUAAAAUUAUAAUCCUAGUUAUU
Molecule: messenger RNA, 1243 nt
Organism: Thamnophis sirtalis
Lineage: Eukaryota; Metazoa; Chordata; Lepidosauria; Squamata; Natricidae
Gene: RAB33B
Product: RAB33B, member RAS oncogene family
Biological process (GO): Rab protein signal transduction
Molecular function (GO): GTPase activity; GTP binding
Source: RefSeq, a predicted model, not a curated record